ACCUCACUGCACUGGUGCUGGGAAGUAGUGGCCUAGGGAAUCCAGUCCAGCAAAACACAGCCUGGGAAGGUGCGAUGGAGUGCACGCCUUCAUGCAGGAACGUUGAUGGAGAUCGAUAGAGUGCAUGCAGGGAUGCCGCGCAUUAGCGCCGUCUCCGCAAAACCUUCAACAACCUCCGCUCUCAGCCGUUCCAGGCCCAACCUUGCUCCCUCCGUGUCACUUUCCUGCAUGUAAGCGACUAUUUGGACGGUUUGGGUGGCCCGCUUCGCCUCUCCUCCGCAGCCUGACAGGAUGGAACAAGUGGAGGAGCGCGUUCAAGCUGCCUUUGCCAGCUGGCACGGUGUCAAUCACCUGAUCGCAUUCGGCGACUCCUACACCACCACCGGCUUCCGAGUCAACGGAGAGCAACCUCGCCCGGCCAACCCCUUCGGCAACCCGCAGUACCCCGGUCUCACCACCUCCAAUGGUCCCAACUGGAUCGAUUUUCUCACCACCACCUACAACGACACCUUCGUCAAGACCGUCAACUUCGCCUUUGGAGGCGCCACCGUCGAUCAAGCCAUCAUUCCCCAAUUCCUCCCCGCCAUCAAGUCGUUCAAGGACCAGCUAUUCGACUUCUACCUUCCACACUAUAGUGCUGCGCCCGUCUCGUUUCCCUGGAAGGCAUCCGACACUCUCUUCACAUUCUUCUUCGGCAUCAAUGAUGUCCACACAGCGAUCCUCAAACCGACUCCCGGCGCCAGCACAGCGCAGAUCCUGACGACGGCUGUGGCGAGAUAUGCCGCCUUCAUCGACGUUGUCUACCACAGUGGAGCCCGCAAUUUCCUCUUCAUCAACGUUCCACCCGUCGAGCGAGCUCCAACGGUGACGAUUAAGGGCGCGGCUGAAGUGCACGCACACGCUGAAGCCAUCGUCCAGUGGAACCGCGAUGUCUCUGCGCUCACAACCAAUCUUACGACCACCUACCCCGACGUCACCACCUUUCUCUUCGACGCAAACAGCCUCUUUAACCAAGUCAUGGAUGAGCCUUGCAGUUAUGAGGAGACGUGCGCUUUGGAGGACACAUCGGCGUCUUGUGAGCAGUACAUUCGGAACAAUCCCGCGACUUGGUACUCCAAGGACCCCGCUUGCCGGUAUGCGGUCGACCACUACUUCUGGCUGAACAUGCUGCACCCGACGUUUCGCAUCCACAACGUCACGGCGAAGUUGAUUGCGCAGCAGCUGCGCUGA
This is a messenger RNA of Neohortaea acidophila, 1230 nucleotides long. RefSeq lists its product as uncharacterized. The record is from RefSeq and is a predicted model, not a curated record. The transcript has 2 exons. The coding region runs from base 292 to 1230 and encodes 312 amino acids. NCBI's taxonomy places the organism in Eukaryota, Fungi, Ascomycota, Dothideomycetes, Mycosphaerellales, Teratosphaeriaceae. Gene Ontology annotation, molecular function: hydrolase activity, acting on ester bonds.